Cricetulus griseus (Chinese hamster) is the source of this 1810-nucleotide messenger RNA. Lineage: Eukaryota; Metazoa; Chordata; Mammalia; Rodentia; Cricetidae. The record is from RefSeq and is a predicted model, not a curated record.
AUGAAGAUUCACAAUGAAGUGGCUAAAGCGACUGUGGAGGCGCAAAUACAGGAGCUAAGGACCAUCACUAGGCUCCAGGAACAAUGUCGGGCGCUCCAGAUCCAGAGUGUGAAGGAGAAGACAGCACAGAACAAGGCUACACUGAGCCUCCUGCGCAGAAACCUCCGUCGAGGGGCCCAUGACUGGGCUUUGGCUAAAAAGUAUGAUCAGUGGACCAUCUCCAAGGCCUGCCGCCCCUCUCAGCCAUAGUCCCGGAGGCUCGCCCACAGUAAAUGUUGCCUAUUAGCAGGCCAGAGGCCGGCGGAAAGCGAAGCGCGUUCUCUCCUCUUGCUCCCUAGGGGGCAGCCGCGGGUCCCCGACCUGCAGCCUCCCUGGGGUCCCCGCGGCGUUCCCUCUUGCACCCACACGCGGGCGCCUUUCCGGACCCAGGUGGCUCGGGAGAAGCUGCGUAAGUACGUCUUCGACCGUGUGAAUGCACACAACGUGCUGAUCCAUCUAGCUCGGCGACGAGGACAGAAGCUGGAGAGCUUGCAGCUGGAACUGGCCAGCCUGCGGAGCCAGCCUGAUGCCACUAAGGAUGAACUAAAGCUGCUGCAGAUUAUCCGCCAGCUGGAGAACAACAUCGAAAAGACCACGAUCAAGAUCACCACCAGCCAGAACAUCCACAUGUUGUACACAGACCUGCUGGAUUAUCUGAAGAAGGUUCUGGCAAGCUAUCCCACAGAGCUAGACAAGCUUCAGAACACGGUGACCAAGUACUGCUUGGAGCUGUCAGAUAUGACGAUCGUGUCCCAAGAUGCCAUGAUGAUUACUGAUGAGGUCAGGAGGAACAUGAGGCAAGGGGAGGCGACCUUCAUUGAGGAGCGAAGGGCACGGGAGAACCGGCUGAAUCAGCAGAAGAAGCUUAUUGACAAGAUCCACACCAAGGAGACCAGCGAAAAGUACCGCCGUGGCCGGAGGGACUUGGAUUUCUCCUCCAAUCUGAUGAGUAUGGAGAACUUGAAGGUGAGGAAAAGAGAAACUUCCAUAGCAGAUAUGGAAUACCAGACGGAAGUGACUACUUUGGUAGAGAAGGUCAAAUCUGCUGUGCAGUGCUCCCACCUCUGGGACAUAGCUGGCCGCUUCCUGGCUCAGAAGAAUACAGAGGAGAACCUGGAGCUACAGAUGGAGGACUGUGAGGAGCGGCGGAGACAGUUGGAGGCCCUGAUGAAGAAGCUGGAACUUGAAGAGGCACUGCUCAAGUUCCACCAGACACCCAGCUCGGAUGGCUUUAAUUCUAUUGAAAAAAAGAUGACGGCCACGCUAGAAGAGGAAAAAGCAAGGCUCCAGCUGGCCCACAACAACGUGAUCAAAAGCCAGCAGCUGCUACUGGCCAUCCAGACAGGUAUUGACAACCUCUACAUCCGGCUCAUCGGCAUCACCUUGCCAGCCACCCAGAAAGAAGCAGCAGUCUCUGAUACCCUUGAUGUGUACGGCAAGCUGGAGUAUUGUGAGGGGAAGCUUAUGUACCUGACUGAGCGCAUGAAAAUGCUGUCCAGAAAUGAGGAGGUGGACACAAUGGUGAGCGACAUCCUGGAGUCAACAACUCUAAAGGAGAAACAUAAUACCAGAAUCACCUUUGAGGACCAAGAAGAGGACGUGAUAGAAACCUUCCAGUUUGCGGACGUGGACCAUAGCUACGUCCCUUCGCGGGCCGAGAUAAAGAGACAGGGCCAGCGGCUGAUUGAGGGCAAGCUCAAGGUAUCCAAGAAGAAGAAGAAGUAGCCUUGUCCGGGCUUUCGUACACAAAUAAACAUUUUUCCAGAACUAC